Messenger RNA from Thecamonas trahens ATCC 50062, 498 nucleotides. RefSeq lists its product as uncharacterized. The coding region runs from base 1 to 498 and encodes 165 amino acids. Lineage: Eukaryota; Apusomonadida; Apusomonadidae. The record is from RefSeq and is a predicted model, not a curated record. The transcript has a single exon.
AUGCUCUGUCUGUGGUCAUCAUCGCGGCUGUUGGGUGUGGCGUGCCGGGGCGUGAGCACAGUCGGCUCGCAGGUGGUGUGGCGGACUCUGGCGCACCGACCGCCAUUCCUUCUGGUCGAUGCAGUGGAGGAGCACGAGAUUGGUGUGGCACUGCGCGGAGUCAAGCACGUGGUGGCUAGCGACGUCGAGGAUGGAGCCGGCGCUGGAGUGCUGUCGGCUGCCAAGACGCUGGAAGGCGCCGGGCAGAGUGCGUGCAUCCUGGUCAAGCACAUCGACGGGCUCGAGGACUCGCUUCCAGUCUUUGCGGGCUUCCAGAACAUCGUCUACCAUCCGAAUGGUAAGCUGCCGCCGCUUGGCUCGACAGUUGUCUAUGACAUUGUCCUGGAGACUAUCAAGGGUGCCCGGUUCGGCCUAGUCUCGGCCACCGUCACCGACGCCGCCGAUCCGGCCACGGUCUACCUCUCGGGCCAGCUCCAGUUUGGGUUUCUCCGGACGUGA